UGUGGUUUGAUGCUGCUGUCUUCAAAGCGUAGCUUGGUAACAACACAUGUCCCUUUUACACGUGCUGUUAUCAUCGUGCAUCUACUUCCUUCAUCACCCUGACUGUAUAAACCGGGCGGCGAAACUCCGGUCUUCACUGGCGACUCUGCACGGCACAUCUACAGGAGGAGGAUGCGACUGAGCCCGAUUAUUCUUGUUCUGCUUGUGUGUGCGCUGCUGAUUCCCAGUGGGGAUGGUUUCUGGAGGAGGAGGAGGAGGAGGCCGCGUCCCCCACCGCCAGUAGUCAACACCAACACAAACAGGUGUCACUGUGGGCAGACCUUUGCUGAGAUCCUCAGGGUCUUCCAGGCCUUCUUUGCCCACAAACUGCCGCUGGGUAAACGUCAAGUGUCGACAAUUCUUGAUGUGGACGAGGACGACCCCGACCUACAAGACUUCAUGAACUUGAGCAAACGUGACGGAUUGGUUGACAGUGGUGAUCUGAUUGAGGCAGUAAAACGUACAGCACACAGCACGAGAGCGGUGAACUCCAACACUAACCACUGCCAGUGUGGACGGAUGGUGCUAGAACAUGCUCUCACCACCAUCUGAAUACAGAGCCGUUCUACGUCAUGCACAGUUACCGGAAUAUUGCAAGACCUACUGACAAAUAAAUGAUGCAUCAAAACGCA
Messenger RNA from Haliotis rufescens (red abalone), 671 nucleotides. RefSeq lists its product as uncharacterized. The record is from RefSeq and is a predicted model, not a curated record. The transcript has 5 exons. Lineage: Eukaryota; Metazoa; Mollusca; Gastropoda; Lepetellida; Haliotidae. The coding region runs from base 172 to 591 and encodes 139 amino acids.